AGAGGCACCAACGCGUUCCUUAGUUACUCCCUCUCUUUCUCAUCAAUCAACUCCCUCCAUUCAUUCUGGCAAUGUCUACCACUACCGCCGAGCCUACUAAGAAGACUAUCCGCUGGCUCCCCCUCGAAUCCAACCCAGAGGUCCUUGACAAGUAUGUCCGCGAUCUUGGAGUGCCGGCUCCCUGGAGAUACGCCGAUGUGAUGGGUCUCGACGAGGAACUCCUUGCAUUCGUCCCACAACCUGUCCACGCCUUGAUUCUUCUCUUCCCUAUAACGCCCAAGUACGAAGAGUACCGUAAGGAAGAACAGAGCAGGAUCGAUCAACAAGGACAGACUGUGAGCCCCAAGGUCAUUUUUUAUCCACAAACCAUCUCCAAUGCCUGCGGAACCAUGGGCGUCCUUCACUCUAUUGCCAAUAACUGGGCCUAUGGAGAAUCACUAAAGCUCGAUGAGGGCAGUAUCAUCGAGACGUUUCUAAAAAGGACUAUCGAAAUGUCUCCUGCAGAACGAGCCAAGGCACUGGAAGAGGACAAGGCGUGGGCGCACGUUCAUGAGGGCCACGCAUCAACCGGACAGACAGCAACACCUGAUCUGGCAGACGACGUGGAUCUCCACUAUGUAUGCUUGAUCGAGCGGGAUGGUCACUUGUAUGAGUUGGAUGGAAACAAGCCAUACCCAAUUAAUCACGGCACAACCUCCAAGGAUACCUUUUUGCUGGAUGCUAUCAAGGUUGCUAAAGAGUUCGUGAAGCGGGAUCCUGACAAUCUGAAUUUUAGUGUGAUUGCGGCGACCACUGCUGAAGGGGAAGACUAUUGAGUACAUUCUCGCUCUUUUGCGUACUACCAACAACCUAUACGAAAUAAAGACUCAAUCGCCUUCUCCGAAUAUUUCAAGAGGCCCAAAACGACAUUUGGUCUAGGUCCCUUAAUUGGAAACAACUGCCAAUUUCUUGGCUAUUUAACAUAAUACAUUAGAUACAAUCUACAGAGGUGC
Molecule: messenger RNA, 992 nt
Organism: Gamsiella multidivaricata
Lineage: Eukaryota; Fungi; Mortierellomycota; Mortierellomycetes; Mortierellales; Mortierellaceae
Product: ubiquitin carboxyl-terminal hydrolase isozyme L3
Exons: 6
Coding region: 72-815 (247 amino acids)
Biological process (GO): protein deubiquitination; ubiquitin-dependent protein catabolic process
Cellular component (GO): cytoplasm
Molecular function (GO): cysteine-type deubiquitinase activity
Source: RefSeq, a predicted model, not a curated record